Closterium sp. Naga37s-1 is the source of this 11118-nucleotide messenger RNA. Lineage: Eukaryota; Viridiplantae; Streptophyta; Zygnematophyceae; Desmidiales; Closteriaceae. The record is from the annotation of a GenBank genome assembly.
AUGCGGGGGGAUGUAGAGCGGUUGAAAGGCGAACUACAACAAGCAGCGGAGCAGUUCGCAGUGGCAGAGAAGGCCAGAGCCGAUUUGUCGGUUAAGUAUGAAAUCCUGGAAAGGGGAAAGGCUGCUUUGGAGGGGCAAUUUGAGGAGAGGGAGAAGGAGAGAGCGGAUUUGGUUGGGAGGUUGGAGGAGUGUGAGAGGAGGUUGAAGGAGGAAGAGGAAGGGAGGAGGGAAGAAAAGCAGAAACGGAAAGAGGAGAAGGAGAAGCGGAAGGAGGAGGAGGGGAAGAGGAAGGAGGAGAAGAAGAGGAGGAAAGAGGCGGAGGAGGAAUUGACACGUGUCCAGCAGCGAUUGGAGGAAGCGGAGGCCAAGUGUGAGAGGAUCGAGGGGGGGAGUGCUGGUGCAGCUGCAGCAGAGGAAGGGGGCGGGUCAUUGGAUGGAAGACAAAGUGAAGGGGGGGACGGAAUCAGUGUAGCAAAUGAGAGGAACAAUGAGGCUAGUGGAAAGGUAAACCCUGGCAUUGGCAGUGUACAUGAGCUUGAAAACGAGGAGAAAGAGUCAAGUGCACGCUUGGCAAGCCUUGAACUGCGCGCCGUGAGAGCAGAGGGAGAGGCGGAGGGUUUGAGGCGUGAGCUGGAAGCUGUGAAUGCCACGCUGGCAGGUACGAGUGCCAGGCUGGCGGAUACGAGUGCCAGGCUGGCGGAUACGAGUGCCAGGCUGGCGGAUACGAGUGCUGAGCUGGCAGAUAUGAAUGGACGGUGGACAGAAGCACAAGCACACGUGGAUGAGUUUGGAGAAAGGGGAGUGAGGGAGAAGGGAAACGGGGAGGUGGAUGACGUAGGAGGAGGGAGCGAAGAAAGGAGGAAGGGGCAUGAGGAGAAGUGGAAGGGGAAUGGCGGGGAGGGUGGGGGGGAGAACAUGGAAGCAGAGGUGGAAGCAACACCUCUCUAUCUUGAGGAGUGUCUCAAAGAGCCUCAGAAGGUGGAAGUGUUGCUUCCCAAGACGGAAUCGUCACCUGGAAAGAUGGACGUGGAAGCGGAGCUUCAGUUUCUGCGCAACCUGAGGGAAGAUCUGGAGAGGGAGUUGGACUCUCUGCGCAUUCUUCAGCUCGAUUGCAAGCCACAGGCCGAGCCCCCUGUUGCUGAUUUGGAUAAGGCUUGUCUCGAAUCUGAGGGAAACCAGAAGGCUGAAGCAGAGAUAGAGCGACUGCAGGCCGUGAGAGGAGACCUAGAGAGGGAAUUGGAGGACUUGUAUUUGGAGUUGCAACGAGAGCAGGAGCUCUCAGCCGAAGCAAGCCUUUUAGCAGAGAAGGAGUGGGAGCGGCGGCAGGAGGCAGUGAAAAUGCUGUCUCAGCUGGAAAGACAGCUAGGGGAGGCGUUUGGGGGAGCGGUGACUGUGGCUGAAGGGGGGGUGGUGGUUGAUGCUAAUGGAAGGCCGAUGUCGCCGCUGGUGGGGAGUUUGAGUGGGCCGGGAGCGGUGGGGAGGGAUGGCAGGGCAGGGGGAGCGGGAGGGGCGUUUGUGUCGCCGCUUGGCGGGCCGCGAUUGGAGGGUUCUAGUGGGGAGGAUAGGGAAAGCUGGCCGUAUUUAUGUGGUGGUGGGGAGGAGGGAGCGGAUGGGGGAGUUGAGGGGGAGAUGGGAGGAAUGAGAAGGGUGCUGUUUGGAAUAGAGGAGCACGGGGAGGAAGAGAGUGCAGCAGCGGGAGAAGAAGAACUGGCUUCUUCGCUUGCCGUAGCAGCCACAGGCACAGCAUCAAGUGUGGUUGAGCGGUUUAGCUUAGAGAAGAAAGAGCUUUACAAAAGGGCAGGGGAGGGAGACGGGAAGAAUGGGGAUGGGGAUGGGGAUUGGGAUGAGAUUUGGAGUGAGGACGAUGACGAAGAGCUUGAGGUGAGGCAUAGGGAAGGUCAGAGGCAGGAAAAGGAAACGGAGGGGGUAGAGAAGAGGGAGGAAAGGAGGAUGGAGCAGUCUUGGCGGAUGGAUUGGCCACGGUCACUCACGGAUGGUAAACUGUCUAGUGAGGACGAUCAGCGUGCACAGAUAGACUCUGACCCAAAUCACGGUCCCAACUCUAACAGUGAGGAGAAUAUCAUCCGCAGUGGCGCCCCCAGCACCAGCACUAGCACCAGGCCACUGCUGCUCGUCCGCCCUCCCCCUCGCACGCUCCCUAGAGCCACAUCCGAUUUAGUCACAUACGUGCGGGACGCCAAGACGGCCCUGCGCCUGCCCUCCUCCCCAGGAGAAGACGAGUUUUUCAGCACUAAACUGCCGGAAUUGAGGAGGAGAAUGACGGGUGAGGGGCCGCAAAACUCGCCUCAUAGGUCCUCCUCUCCUGGGGAAGACGAGUUUUGUAGCGCUAAGCUGCCGGAAUUGAGGAGGAGAAUGACUGGUGAGGGGCCUUAUAGAUCAUCUUCUCCUCGUGAAGAUGAUUUUUUCAGUGUUAAGUUGCCUGAGUUGAGAAGAAGAAUGAGUAACUUUUCGCCCCUGCACUCACCCCUGGCCCAUUUGAGAGGGAUGCACCUGGAUGGGGAAGGGGGCGCUGAGGUGGCAGCAUCGUUUUCGAGGGGGAUACCUGGUGGUGCCGCUGCUGGUGGGGGUGGGAGUGGUGGAGCUGGAGAUGGUUCAGGUGGUUCUAUUGUUUCAGGUGCUUCGUCAGGUGAAAACGGCACUCCUGGCUGUCGCGUAAAGUCUCGUUUGGCUAGCGUGGCUGAAUGCAGUGGCGAUGAUAAGCAUGAGGAGGGGGAGGCGGAGGGGGGGGCGGAAGGGAAGAUGCAAGGGGAGGCGGAAGGGGAGAGGAACAGUAAGGGAUCAGCCCAUUGGGAUGGGCAGGAGGAAGGGGAUGGAGGUGGAGGAGGGAGGAGCUUUGCAGGAGCAGCAGGGGAAGCAGGAGGUAUGGAGAAUUGUUGGGUUGAAGCUGAUGGAAAAGGCAGGGAGAAAAGAAGAGAGGAUGUGAGAGAAGGGGGAGAAGUUGUAGCAACAGCAGGAGCAGCAGUAGUGGCAACAGCAGCUGGAGGAGCAGCAGGAGCCUCACCAGAUGCACCUGUAAAUGUUCCUCAAAUCACCCCAGAAAUGGAUCACAGCAGCCUAGAGACGACUCAAAUCAGCCGAAACGCGGGUCACAGCAGCCCAGACGCAGCCCCAGACAUCACCCAUAACGCAUUCUCAUUCACAGCCCCUGCAAGCCCCCAUCCCGGCAGUAUAGGCUCCUCUCUGAACAAGGCCUUCCGCCGAGCCUCCACGUACUCUGGCCGAGCCUAUCCCGAUCCAAACCAGCCCUCUUACUCCUCUACCACCACCCUCCUUUCCUCCCACUCUGCUCGUGAUCUUUCCUAUUCUCAAGAUCCCUCCUCUCCCACUCGCACCACCAAAGAACCCUCUCCUCUCACCACCUCGUUUUCGGCGCUUGAUGAGGCUUCUUCUCCCAACUCAGCCCGAGUAGUGUCCUAUUCAGGGCAGCCCUUUUCCUAUGCCAGUCAGAUGGUCGUUGCUCCUAGGGAGGUGCAGGAUGACUCUUCAGGGAGCUUCAACAGAGCUGUUUCCUACACAGGGGGUUUCAACAGAGCGGAUUCGCACUCAGGUGCUUUCAACAGAGCGGAUUCGCACUCAGGUGCUUUCAACAGAGCGGGCUCGCACUCAGGUGCUUUCAACAGAGCAAGCUCUUACACAGGUGGUUUCAACAGAACUGGUCCAGAUGGGGGACUGCUGCUGACCUUCGGGGGACUAUUAGGAGGAGAUUUCUCAGCAACAGAGACAACAGGUGGAGCAGAUGAGGAAGAAGACUUGGAAGAAUUUGGGAAAGGAGAGGAGGAGGAAGAGAAGGAGUUGGUAGACGUUGGAUUGGCUGAUGAUGAAGUCCAAAGCUGGGAUGACUCUCUUUACAAUAUGCAGGAACUUUUAGCUAAGCACCAGACUGGUUUUCUCCAUGUAUUACUGCAGAUGCUACAGCUGACAGUGGCGAAGCGGGAAAGCGAGUCAGCAUCAGCCUCUGCCGCCGCUACAGCUGCCGCUACAGCCGUUUCGGCUGCUGAGAGGGAGAAAGCGGAGUGGGAGGUGGAGCAGGUAGUAUCUGCAGUGUUCAGGGAGGUGCAUAACGUGUUGCAUGUGAAUGGUGUGGGCAGGGUGAGAAGGAAGUUUAGAGGGGUGGCUAAGGAAGGGAACGCAGCAGCAACGGCUGCAGCUGCAGUGAAAGAAGAUUUGGAGCUGUUGGUCCGGGCAGUUGAAGCGAAAUCUCGGGCAGCCAUGAGAAGAAAUGCAGCUGGUCUGGUCCCUCCUGCUCCCAGGCGUCUAGUGAAGGAUGGGAGUGGGAGUGGGGGAGGCAGAGGAGGAGAAAAAGGCGGUGGAGGAGGGUGGGGGAUAAGCAGCAGCAACGGCAUGUGGAGCAUCGGGCAGAGUAUCCAGUCGGCUGCUCUGUCUAUAACUCGCUCUCCCUCUGUUGCCGCCGGUCCUUCUGUUGCCAGUACUCCUACCAUGAGUAGAUCUUUGUCAGCUGCUGAACCUCCUUCUGUUGUCUACUCAGCCGGGACUCACAACGCCUCACUGAGUAUCUACAGAACAGCUUCGGUGGUGACGACUGAGGCGUCCACUGCUGGUAACACGCCUGUUGCGCAUGUGGUUACCAUCGCCCGAACCUCGUCCGCAGCCUCGGGAAUGUCUACUGAUGGUAACACGCCUGUGGCCCGGGCUGUGGGGGAUAUGGCAGGAGGAAUGCCGAUGUCCCAUGGGGGAGCGGUUCAGAUGGAUGGCAUGUCAGGGGAAAUGGGUGGGGAGCGGUCAAGCGCUCUGACCAUCUACCGAACGCCAUCUAUGGCUGAGAUGUCGACUACUGGUAACACUCCAGUCGCGCAUGCGGUUACCACAGCAUUUGUCGGCGGGUUCAAUGUAUCGGGUCUCCUCGGGUUGGCUUCGGCAAGGCUAGCUGCGGCCACCUCUGCUGCUGCUACUCCGUCUGCUGCUGCUACUCCUGGUGCUGCUGCUUUCUCUACUACUGGUAACACCCCUGCUGCCUCAACUGCUGGUAACACACCCAUCGCCCAAGCCUUGGGCAGUCCGAACCAUUUUGCGAACAGUCAUCAAGUGUCACCGGUAACCACCCCUGUAACCGUGGAUGCUUCGACUGGUGGUAACACUCCUGUCGCACAGGCAGUCACUGCAAGAAGGAGUGGUGGUAACACACCUGUCGCACGUGCGGUUACCACAAGCAGCGGUGGUAACACUCCCGUUGCACGGCCGCUGACGCUGAGGGGAGGGGAGAAGGUGGAGCAGGAAAGGAGCGCAGAGGAGGAGAGGGGGGAGGGAGAUAGAGGGGAGAAGUACGGGGAAGAGAGAGGGGGAGAAGGGGAGAUGGAGGAGGUUUUGUUUGUGAGGGAGGUGGUAGCUGGGGAUGUGGUGGUACACCACCAUGUGGACUCUCUCACGCGCUCCCUCACAACUGCUUCCCCAAAACCCAAACCCUUGGGGCUGACUUUUGAGGCGCCUCAAAGAGCGCGCGAUGUUGACUCACUCGCUCGCUCCUUCACCCCAGCUACUUAUGAGAACUCUGAACAAAAUUCCAAUGCCUUUGACCUGACGGCAGAGACCCCUCCUGUGCUGGCACCUGGAAUCAGGCAAGGAGGAGGGGAGCAGCGCUUCUUUCAUCCUUUGACCAGGCAGGAAGAGAGGGAGCGGAGCAGGAUGCAAGACGAUGAUUCGUUGCGCAUUUUGAGACAGGAUGCGUGGGGGAGGCGAGAGGCAGCUACCAGGCUGUAUAGGGAAACCCCUGCUACAAGGCUGGAUAGAGGGAGAAACCGAAGCUCGGAGGAGGAAUAUUCCCAGCCAGCUUCAAGGCUGGAUGCCCACCCUUUGCCUGCUCGCCCCAUGACCGCCGUGCCUAGAGAUCGGUCCCACUACACAGCAGUAAGGGAUGGGAGUGGCAGGCCGGAUUUUGAGCCGGCUAGAAGAGCGAUUGGGGGCGGGGCUAGCAGUGGGAUCGGGAGUCGGCACCAGCCAGGUACCAGGCUGGAUUCUCAUCAUCCCUGGGGGAGCCAUGAGCCUGCUGCCAGGCUGGAUACAGUGAGGAGUCAAAGCAUAGACGAAUACCACCAGCCCCGGCCGCUUGCGUGGGGGAGUCGUGAGGGAGAUGGAGCUACCAGGCUGGAUAGGGAUAUCCCUGCCAGGCUGGAUAGGGAUAUCCCUGCCAGGCUGGAUAGAGGGAGGAAUCAAAGUUUGGAGGAGGAAUAUUCCCAGCCAGCUUCAAGGCUGGACGCCCACCCCUUGCCUUCUCGGCCCAUGACCGCUCUGCCUAAAUCCAGGUCGACUUUUGAGCCGGCUAGAAGAGCGAUUGCGUCUGACGUGAUUCUUGAGACGAAUCAUAGGCAGACUGAUAGAGCAAUUGCUUUUGAUUCGCCCCAAGAGCUGUCUAGAAGAGCGAUUGCUUAUGACGCGCCUCAAAGGGUAGAUGCUGCUGCCCACCCCUUGCCUGCUCGCCCCAUGACCGCCCUGCCUAAAUCCAGGUCGAAUUUUGAGCCGGCUAGAAGAGCGAUUGGGGGCGGGGCUGGUAGUGGGGUUGGGAGGGCGAGUGCGCUGCUGUACAGACCUGGAGGUCAAAGGGGAGGAGUGGGGGGACGGGGAGGAGGGAGUGGAGGGAGGGGUGGUAGGCAGGAGGAGCAAAGCACAGGCAUAGGUAGUGAGAGAAUACAAGGAAGGGGUGAUUCAGCUGUUUUACCUCUGGACUCUGCUGUACCAGACCGAACCGCUCGGCUUGGGACCGAGGCUAGUGGUUUGGCGAGUAGCCGGCAGGUUUGGCAAGGGAGUGUUCGGGACAGUGGGUCUAGUUCUCAGGAGCCGCACAAGGGGAGUGUUAGAGAUGGUGUGAUGGAGAGUCUGAUUUCCGAAGCUGCUGCAGCAGCUCAGGACACUGUUCGGGACAUUGUCUCUUUCUGGGCGGCAGGUGCUACGGCAGGAGCGGCAGGUGCUGUAGCAGGUCGUGAGACUGUAGCGGCAGGAGCGGGUACUGUAGCACUGCCACGGAGGCCCGCUACAGCCGCAGCGGGCGGCAGGGUUCGUCCUGUAGGGGGCUGGCAGGGCUGGAGGAUGGGAGGGAGAGGAGAGGGGUUGGGUGGAGUGGGGAUGGGUGAUGGGCAGGGAAACAACAGAGAGCAACCAUGGGGUAGCAGGGCGGAGAGUCAAGAGAGAGAAGGGAGAGGAAGCAAAGAAGAACCAUGGGGCAGCAGGGCACAGGUUCAAGAGACAGGAAGGCAGACGGGAAGGGAGGAUCCGUGGGGAGGGUCGUAUCAAGAUAGACGAGGUUUGGGUGAUAGAGGUGGAGUGGAGGAGAGGAAAGGUGGAGCGGAUGUUUGGACGCUUGAGGAAGAAGAGGAGGUGGACGGGGAGGAGGGUAAGGAGGAGGAUGGGGAAAGUGGUGAAGGGAAUGUGCAUGUGAGGCUUGAGAGGAAGCAGCAGCAGCAGCAGCAGCAACAGCAGCAGGAUAAACAUUCCUCCUCUGCCUCCUCUUCUGCCUCCCCCGCUGCCGCACCGGGUGCUGUCGUCGCUGCUGCUGCUGCUGCUGCUGCUGCAAGUUCUCCAGUCACAGCAGGUGACAUAGCAGGUGACACAGCAGGUGACACAGCAGGUGACACAGCAGGUGACACAGCAGGUGACACAGCAGGUGACAUAGCAGGUCAUUCACACUCCCUGUUGCUAGAGCCGUCCAAGGUUGUAGCAGCUGUGGCAAGGGCUGCUGCUACAACCCUUGCAGCUGCUACAGGCGUUGGCGCUGGGACUCAUGCUGGUCCAGGAGAGAAAAAGAAAUUGUUCAAGGGAGGAAUGGAUAAUAAGGAGAGGCUUUCAGGGGGUGUGGUGAAGGAAGAGAGUGACUCAGGUUUUGGGGGACGAGGUGUGCAAAGGGUGGUGGUGAAGCGAGGUUCGAUGAAAGGGGAAGCGAGGGAAAGUGACAGCUCGAGUGAGGGAGAGGAAGGGUGGAGUGAUAUGGAGGAGGAGGAAGAGGAAGAGAAGGAGGAGGAGGAGGAGGAAGAGGAAGAGAAGGAGGAGGAGGGAGAGGAAGAGGAGGAGGAUGGCGAAGCAUCAUGGAGUGCUGAUGACGAUAGUGGUGAUGUUGACGCUGGGGGUGAUAAGGAGGAGGCAGGGAGGAAGGAGAAUGAGGAGGAACUGAGGAAUGAGGAGAAAGUUGAGCUUGUAGUGAUGGAAGUAGAGGGUCAGGCAGAAGAGAUGAAUAAGGUGGAGGCGGAGAGUGGGGUGAAGAGGGAGGCUAGGGAUGGGGAUGGUGAUAGUGGUGGUGAUGGUGGUCGUGAUGAUGGUGGUGAUGGUGGUGGUGAUGGUGGCAAUGCCAAUGGUGUUGAUGGUGGCAAUGCCAAUGGUGUUGAUUAUGCUGAGGAUUUGUGGAGUGAUGUUGAUAGUGGUGAUGAUGACGAUGCUGAUGACGAUGCUGAUGACGAUGCUGAUGACGAUGCUGAUGACGAUGCUGAUGACGAUGCUGAUGACGAUGCUGAUGACGAUGCUGAUGACGAUGCUGAUGACGAUGCUCGAGGAAACGAGGAGUGGGGUGAGCAGGAGGAUGGGGCAGAAGAACAAAAGGAAGAGGUGAAGGUAGAGAGUGGAGGAGAGAACAAAGUGGAGGGAGGGGUGAGGAGAGGAGCAGAGGUGGGCGAGGGGGGAGAGGAGGGAGGAGAGAAGAGAGUAGAGGGAGGGGCACGGAGAGGAGCGGAAGCAGUGGAGGGAGAAGAGGAGAGAGGAGGGAAGAGCGAAGAGGGAGAGGAAGGCAGGGGAGUGGAGGAAGCAGGGGUGGAAGGAAAACGGAUCGGAAGUGCAUCUGAGGUACUGGAGGGUACAGCCGGGGAAGAAUUCUUUGAGGCGCCUCAAAAGGAAGCAGGGGAGGAAGGAAAACAGAUCACAAGUGCAUCUGAGGUUCUGGCGGGUAGAGCUUGGCAAGAAAGGGGGGUAGUGGAGGUCACUGAAAUUUCAACACCUGUGAUUCUCCUUACACCUGGCAGCAUGAUAGGUUCGCCUUCCGUGGCAGAGGCAUUGGGUGAGGCGCCUCAGAAACCUGACGGCAUGACAGGUCCCCCUUCCUUGGUAAACACGGGUUGUGAGGCACCUCAGAAACCUGGCAGCAGGAUUGGUUCUCCUCCCUUGGUCGACACGGAUUGUGAGGCACCUCAAAACCUAGGCAGCAUUAUAAGUUCUCCUCCCUUGGCAGAGGCAACGGGUGAGGCGCCUCAAAAACCUGACGGCAUGAUAGGCCCUCCUUCCUUGGCAGAAGAAAUGGGUGAGGCGCCUCAAAAACCUGACGGCAUGAUAGGCCCUCCUUCCUUGGUAGAGGAACGAUCUAGGGGCGGAUUGGAGGAAGGGAAAGAGCAGGAGGAGGAGGUGGGGAAGGACGGGAGGGACGAGGACGAGUGGAGUGGGAUAGAUGAGGAAGAUGAAGGGGAGGCAAUGGGGGAGGCGUCUCGACAGCCAGGCAGCAUGCUUGGUUCUCCUCUCUUGGUAGAGGAACCAUCCAGGAACAGUUUGGAGGAAGGGAAAGGGCAGGAUGAGGAGAUGGGAAAGGCGGGGAGGGAAGAGGACGAGUGGAGUGGGGUUGAUGAGGAGGAUGAAGGAGAGGCAAUGGGAGAGGCGCCUCAACAGCCAGGCAGCACGCUCGGCUCUCCUUCCUUGGAGGAAGGGAAAGAGCCGGAGGAGAAGGUGGGGAAGAAUGGGAGGGAAGAGGAUGAGUGGAGUGGGGUUGACGAGGAGGAUGAAGGGGAGGCUGAUGCAGAGGAAGGACAGCCAGAUGAGCAAAUGGAAGAGUCUGUUUCUGAGGCGCCUCAAGAGCCACCUGUCCGCUUGAUUGGUUCUCCUAUCCUGGUACAGGAGCGAUCUGGGAGGAGUGUGGAGGAAAGGGAAGGGCAGGAAGAGGAGGUGGGGGAAGAGGGGAGGGACGAGGACGAGUGGAGUGGGAUUGAUAAGGAGGAUGAAGGGGAGGAUGUUGCAGAGGCGGAUCGGCCGGACGAGCAAAAGAAAGAGUCUGUUUCUGAGGUGCCUCAACAGAACGAGGGACAGGAUGCGAAGGUGGGGAAGGAAGUGGCCGAUUGGAGUGGGAUUGAUGAGGAGGAUGAAGGGGAAGAUGGGCUGAAAGAGCGAAACGAAGAGUUUGUUUCUGAGGUGCCUCAGAUGAACGAGGAGGGAUGGAGUGAGAAGGAGGAUGAGAGGGAAGAGGACGAAUGGAGUGGGAUAGAUGAGGAUGAUGAAGGGGAGGAUGGGGCGGAAGGGCAAAAAGAGUCUGUUUCCGAGGGGCUUGAAACGAACGAGCAGGGACGGAGUGAGAAGGAGGUUGGGAGGGAAGAGCAAAACGAAGAGGUGCCUCAAGCGAAGGAGGGAUGGAGUGAGAAGGAGGAGGGGAGGGAAGAGGAUGAGUGGAGUGGGAUUGAUGAGGAGGAUGAAGGGGAGAAUGGGCCGGAGGGGCAAAACGUGGAGCCUGUUUCUGAGGUGCCUCAAAAGAGUGAGAAGGAGGGGAGGGAGGAAGAUGAGUGGAGUGGGAUAGAUGAGGAGGAUGAAGGAGAGGAUGGGUGUGACUCUGGUGAUAGCUUGGGGAGUGAAGAGGAUGAGGGUGGGGGUGGCGAAGAAGGCAAAGAGAGUGAGGAUGAGAGUGGGAGUGGGAGUGGGAGUGACAGUGGGAGUGGGAGUGGGAGUGCGAGUGGAAGUGGGAGUGAGGUUGGGAGUGGGAGUGGGAGUGGGAGUGAUGGGGAGGAGAGCACACUAGACAUGAGCAGUGUUGGUACCAUGGAACUGGAGGAGGAGAGCGACGAAGACGAGAUCGAAGCGCCAGAGCGUGAUGCGCGAAACAGUGAGGUGCGAGGGAGUGAGGUGCAAGAGAGUGAGGUGCGAGGGAGUGAGGUGCAAGGGAAUGAGGUGCAAGGGGGUGAGGUGCAAGGGGGUGAGGUGCAAGGGAGUGAGGUGCAAGGGAAUGAGGUGCGAGAGAGUGAGGUGGGGACUAAUGAGGGAAGGAAGGGUGAGGGAGAGAAGAGUGACGGAAGGAAUGGGGAGGGAACGAAGAGUGGUAGAAAGCAACAGGACCACAAUGGCAGGGAUGGGGAAUGCAGCAAGCAAGAUGAUGCGAGUGAUGUUGCUGGAGCGCCGCAAACAGAGGAGGCAUGA